Messenger RNA from Dacryopinax primogenitus, 1179 nucleotides. RefSeq lists its product as uncharacterized. Bases 1 to 1179 code for a protein of 392 amino acids. The record is from RefSeq and is a predicted model, not a curated record. NCBI's taxonomy places the organism in Eukaryota, Fungi, Basidiomycota, Dacrymycetes, Dacrymycetales, Dacrymycetaceae. The transcript has 16 exons.
AUGGAUCAAGAGACUUUGGAACUCACGGUGCAGGCUGCACGAUUUGCUGGUUAUGACAUGGUGGCAGCAAUGGCUCUAUUUGCAUACGACUACCUGCUCAUGCUGCCCAAGGAACAGCAGUAUGUCUGGGGCGCAAAGUGGACACCGGGGAAAGUGAUGUACUUGCUCGUCCGCUAUCUCCCAUUCUUUGACCUCCCCCUCUGGGUCUUCGAUCAGGGCUUCAUGGGGCAGCUACCUAUGGACUGCGCGACUGCAACACUCGUUACUACGAUUCCCGAAUUCAUUGCAGCGGGUGUAGCCGAUAUCGUGUUCGGUUUACGAACUUGGGCGCUGUGGAACCGAGGAACUGUAAUGGGCUGCAUAAUCAUCGGCGGCUAUAUUUUGUUCAAUGGAGCCUCUGUAACGGUCAUCUCAGCCACCCCGUCUGGUCUUACCUGGAGGAAACGACAAGCGCAAAACCUCAUGAUGGUUCUCUUUCGAGAUGCACACUUUGCAGGAUAUGAGAUGGCGGCCGCCAUGACGCUCUUCGCUUAUGAUUACUUGCUCAUGAUCCAGAAGGAGCGGCGGUAUAUUUGGGCCGCGAAGUUGACGCCGGGGAAGGUGAUGUAUCUGCUUGUUCGCUAUCUUCCUUUCUUGUAUCUACCGCUUUGUGUGUUCGAGGAGGGCAUAAUGGGCGACCUGCCCCUGGACUGCGCGAAAGCGACACUCGCCUUGACGAUUCCCGAGCUACUUGCCGCUGCCAUAGCUGAUGUUGUUUACGGCCUACGUUCUUGGGCCGUGUGGGGCCGAGGAUUCCCGAUGGUCUGCCUGAUCAUAGUCGCCUAUAUCUUGUUCAAUGGAGCAGCGGUUGUAAUCGUUUCGAUCGAUCAGUCCGCCCUAACGUCCGUGCGUAUUCAAGGCCUGAGUGGCUGCUUCACUCCUCCGCUGCACUCCAACAGUUUCUGGGUUGCUUACUUACUUAACACGACCUUUCAACUCUUGCUGCUCAUUCUUACUCUUCUGAGAGGAUUGCACUUCUGGAGGCGACAAACAGGAAACCUCACUACAGUCCUCUUUCGGGAUGCAUUUCUCGCAUUCUUAGCCCAGUGGAGCGUAGGCAUUGCAGCAGUAAUCAUGCUCGUCACUUUGGUAUGGUCCCCCUUCUCUGGCCUUGAUAGAGAAGUCACCCGCUUCCCUUAG